AUGGCGGCGGUGCUGUGGUGCGGCGCGAUGACGCGAAGGAUUAUGAUGACGCAGCAGCGUGCACUGACUUGUUCGGCGAGUUAUUCUUCGUUAUUAUCCCCGGCGGCGUCGAUGGAAGUGUGCGGGAGAGGGGAUAGUAAGACGAAGAAAGGUAAAAGGUUCAAAGGAUCGUACGGGAACUCGAGAGGGAAGAAGCAGAAGAUGAUUGAGAGGAUCAAAGAUAAGCUCGAGGUUCCUAGGUCCACUCCAUGGCCUCUCCCUUUCAAGCUCAUCUAA
This is a messenger RNA of Eruca vesicaria subsp. sativa (arugula), 276 nucleotides long. NCBI's taxonomy places the organism in Eukaryota, Viridiplantae, Streptophyta, Magnoliopsida, Brassicales, Brassicaceae. The record is from the annotation of a GenBank genome assembly.